Messenger RNA from Eimeria acervulina, 3009 nucleotides. RefSeq lists its product as hypothetical. Lineage: Eukaryota; Apicomplexa; Conoidasida; Eucoccidiorida; Eimeriidae. The record is from RefSeq and is a predicted model, not a curated record. Bases 1 to 3009 code for a protein of 1002 amino acids. The transcript is spliced from 4 exons.
AUGGAGGAUAUAUUGGGGCUGUUGCACUUCAGGGACUUCGCGACUCUGCUGCAGCUGCUGCAGCAGCAGCAACAGCAACAGCAGCAGCAGCAGCAGAAGCAGCAGCAGGAAGAGGACCCGCAGCAGCAGGAGCAGCAGCACCCCCAACAACAACACCACCCGCAGCAGCAGCAGCAAAACCAACAACAGUACCCUCAGCAGCAGCAGCAGCAGCAGCAGCAAUUGGCUGCUAACGAGCUCAUUAGCUGCUGCCUCCCGCUGCUGCAGCAGCUGCUAGAUUCUUAUUCUUCUCCUUCAGAGCAUAUCGAAGUGCUGCUAACAUAUUUUCAAAAGGAAGAGAUUGAGGCCUCAAGACGCCUAUCUCGCUUAGCAGCAGCAGCUGCUGCAGCACCAGCUGCAGCAGCAGCAGCAGCAGCAGCAGCAGCAGCAGCAGCAGGACCAGCAGCAGCAGUAGCACCAGCAGCAGCAGGGGAAACGAGUGCAGCAACAGGGACGGAAAAAGCCGCAGCAACAGCAGAAGGAGCAGCAGCAGCAGCAACAACUGCAGCAACAGCAGCAGCAGCAGCAGCAGCAGCAGCAGCAGGAACAGCAGCAGCAGAAUCUACUUCUGUAGGGGUAUGUAAUGAAAAGAAAACCCAACUGAGUUGUUUGUGGUGGGGGCCCCCGGGGCCCCCUGAAGGGGCCCUAAGUGAUGCAGCGCUUGCUGCUGCUGCUAAUAGGUUUAGAGCAGAUGCUGCUACAUUUGCUGCUGCCGCUGCUGCUGCUGCGGGGCCGGCAGCAGAAGCUGCAAUUGUUGAAGCGGGGGUGAAGAUAUGGGGGCCCCUAUUGCCGCUGCUGCUGCCACAUUUGUAUCAUUUGCUGCCUUCAAGUGUCCCUGAACAGUCUGCAGCAGCAGCAGCAGCAGCAGCAGCAGCAGCAGCAGCAGCAGCUUCAGCAGCGGCACCUGCCGCAGCAGGUGCUGCUGCUGCAGGUGCAACAGCAGCAAAUGAAGCAGCAGUAGCAGGUGCUGCUGCAUGCACAGCAGCAGCAGAUGCAGGUGCAGCAGCAACAGCAACAGCAGUAGAUGCAGCAGCAGCAGCAGCAGUUGCUGCAGCAGCAACACAGAGGGGAGCGUUGCGCCUGUGUGCAGCAGCAGUAAUGUGGCUGUGGCAGCAGAUGUGGGGGCCUCCGACAGCAGCAACAGCAGCAGCAGCAGCAGAAGCAACUACGAGAAGUUUGCUGCUGGGGCCCCCCUUUGCUGCUGCAGAGGUAGCGCUCGCUAAGCCUUUUCUCUCUGUUAUUUUAAAUGCACCUACAGCACAAGAAGCCCUCCAAGGUUUAGGCUUAUCUCCUUCACUUUGUCUUCAUCUUUCUGCUUCUUUCUCUUCACCUCAUGUCCCUGUACACUGCAGCACCACAGCGCUGCUCCGCAUUGCCUUCGCUGCUUCUGUCGAAGAUAUUGCUUCUGCAAUUGCCACCAACACUCUAUCCCUUCACUCCCUUAGGGGCCCCCUAGGGGCCCCCACGGGGGCCCCCUUUGGGGCCCCCUUUGGGGCCCCCUUUGGGGCCCCCACAGGGGCCCCCACUGGGGACCCUAUGGGGGCCCCCUUAGGGGGCCCCUUAGGGGGCCCUAUGGGGGGCCCCUUAGGGAGCCCCUUAGGGGGUCCCUUAGGGAGCCCCUUGGGGGGCCCCUCUGGGGGCCCUUUGGGGGUACUGUGGAGGGGUUCGUUGCGGCCGGGGGCCCUGGCGAGGGCCCUGCUGUUAAAGAGGGGGGCCCCUCACUUGAAGGCGCAGCUGUUGCUUUGUUAUUUCAUUCUUUGUUUAGAUUGGGAGCAGCAGCAGACGCAGCAGCUGCUGCAUGCAGCAGCAAAUGAGAAGGCUUCGCCAGCGCUGCAGCAGUUUGCUGAAGAAGCUGCUGCAGUCUCUAAUACCCUUCAAAUACUUCUACUACAGACUGCGCAAGGGCCCCAAGGGGGCCCCCAUGCAGCAGUUGGGGGCCCCCUAGGGGCCCCCACUGCCUCUUCAGGGGGCCCCCCUUUGGGGGCCCCCCGUUCAUCUGAUUGUGAAGAAGAAAGAGAAGAGGGUUUUUCUUCUUUUGAUUGCUGCGGGUCUCGCUGGGGCCCCUUUGCUGCUGCAGAGGUGCUGGGGCUUCUGGAUCUGCACGCAUCUACAGCAGCAGCAGCAGCAGCAGCAGCAACGCCUGGAUCAGCAGCAGCAGCAGCUGCAGUAGCAGCAGCAGCAAGGCAGCUGCAGCGGAGUUUGCCGCGUGCGUUGCUGCUGAUGCUGCUGCGUAUCGGGCAGCAGCAGCCAGCAGCUGAGCAGCAAAUAGCAUUUGGUGAAGUUUGCUGCUGUAUGAUGGGGGAAGGGCUGCUGUCUCAGGAGACGCAUGCAGAGUUGCUGCAGCGUUUAGGGGCCCUUGCUGCUGGUCAGUGCUUUGUGGGGGCCCCUUACCUCGUACCCUUCCACCUGCUGCAGCAGCAGCAGCAGCAGCAGCAGCAGCAGCAGGUGGAUGCACUUCCUGCUUCAUCAGCAGAUGAGAUUUAUGCUGUCCUUAGAGCUGCAGUUCCGCAGGCGUUGUCUGUCUCUCCCUUUCUUUCUUUUAGAGGGGUCAACAGUAUAUUGUUUGGGUUUAUAUUUAAUAGCUUUUUGCAGGCUUGGAAGGCAUGGGGCCUCCUCCCGCAGCAGCAGCAGCAGCAGCAGCAGCAGGAGCAGCAGCAGCAGGAGACAGACGCAGUGAUGGAUGUACUUGCUGCACAAACAUGCUACUUAAGGGCCUCCUUGCUGCGUUUGCUGUCUCCUCUUGUCUCUUCUUCUGAAGCUCCUCAAGGAGGCUUGAGCAGCAGCGACAGCACACAACAGCAGCAGCAGCAGCAGCAGCAGCAGCAGCUGCGCGAUACAGCGGAGUUGCUGGGGCUUCAGUGCUGGUUGUUUAUAUCUCGAGACUGUCGCUACUUGCGACGUCUGCAUUCGCUGCCUUGGAGCUCAGCUCUAUCUUUUCUUUCUUCACAGUGCGCUGCUUCUAAUUUUUAA